CGCUAUGAACGUCAACAGCAGUGGCGGAGGUAGCAAGAACCAACCGACCAGCACCAACAUCGGCAACCAUCACACCUUCAAUACCAACAGUAUUCUCAGCAGCAACGCCAACAAUCAACAUUACGCCAACAGCAAUGGGCAACAGCAAACGCUUCGUAUCAGCCGCAGCAGUACCCGCAAGAAGCCUUUCCACUUCAUUUCCAACAUGUGGAAGAUGAAGAAAAUCAUCAAGUUUGAGGACAUUAUGUUCCAUCGCGAGAUGAACUGUCGUGCUAGAUCGGAACCGUCAGUCUCUACCUACAACUGUACCAGCAAGGGCUGCCAGCGGAAAUCCUCACCCUCGUUCUCGAUGCUGAGCCUGUCGCCGGGCAAGUUCCAGAAGUCGGACGAGCUGGAGGUUACGCGGCUUCGGUUAUCGCGGAACGAUAACCCCUUCGUACAGAAGGUCCUAGCGAGCCGGGACAAUGUGACCGACGUUAUCGACGACACCGAGUCCGAUGACGCGAUUCUGAUAUUAAUGUCUGACGAGUUUAAUGGCGAAACCGAAACCGAUCCACUAGCGUUGCCGCAGGUCCACGAACACAUGAUACGAUCCCCACCGCCGACAUUUUGGCCCCGUUCGCAAAAGACUGUGUUUAACUUUGGAGGCGAAGAUCGAACGCAAAUCGGAGCGGAAACCAUUUCAGGGGGUUCGAAACAUGAACGAGCGAACCAGUGCAACUACUAA
Molecule: messenger RNA, 727 nt
Organism: Anopheles maculipalpis
Lineage: Eukaryota; Metazoa; Arthropoda; Insecta; Diptera; Culicidae
Exons: 4
Coding region: 5-727 (240 amino acids)
Source: RefSeq, a predicted model, not a curated record